Magallana angulata is the source of this 1038-nucleotide messenger RNA. RefSeq lists its product as uncharacterized. The record is from RefSeq and is a predicted model, not a curated record. NCBI's taxonomy places the organism in Eukaryota, Metazoa, Mollusca, Bivalvia, Ostreida, Ostreidae. The coding region runs from base 1 to 1038 and encodes 345 amino acids. The transcript has 6 exons.
AUGGACUACCUUAAUUCGCUCAUUGCCAAGUCCCCAUACAUUUCAGUACUAUGUGAUGAGAGACUGUGUGGAGAAAUCAUUAAAGUGCUUGAAUCAAGAAACAUUAACACAGGGAAAGUAGUAGGUUUGGGUACAGUUGGAGCCUCUGUGAUGACUGGAAAGGACAAAGGAGUAUAUGGCAGACUCAAGGCAUUAAACCCACAUUUAAUUAACAUCCACUGCUUGGCCCACAUACUACCAUUAUGCACAUCUCAAGCAGCAACUGGCCUUAAACCAUUGAAAAAUUACCAAGAAUGGAUGUGCAACCUAUUUUAUUACAUCAAGAGAUCUGUCCAGAGAGAAAAACAGUUGCACAAAGUUCAAAGCCUCUUGGACCACCCGACUUUGAAGUACAGGGAGGUACACUCAAUCCCUUACUCACUUUACCUUCACAGCAGAGGUCUAGAGGAUCCAACCGCAAAGGGUUUGUUAAAGUCCCUGGCCACAACAGAGUUCUUUUACAUAACUCACAUGAUGAUGGAUGUCAUUCCUAUUGUCUCAAAACUAUACCUUACCUUUCAAAGCGAGCAACUUGAUGUGGCAAAAGCAAAGGUAUCACUCAACCUUUGCAUCACUGAUCUGGAGGCUUACAAGAAUGAGCAAGUCUUGUACAAGACACAUGUGGAAGAGUACUUCGAGACUGUUGUCCAACAUGAGCAGGAUGGCCAUUACUACUUUAAGGAACACAGACUGCUGAACACCAAUGCCAAUUUAAAGGCACUGAGGAGUUCCUUUUAUCAUAAGGGUUCCACAUCAGACCUCAUUCUCGACAAGGAUACUGUCCUACGCCAGUGGUCAGAGGCUAAAACUAUUGUUAAGGAGGCUCGAUACCCUGUUGACAACAUGGAGGCUUUGUGGGGCCUGCUGAUAAAGCACCAUGCUGAAGAUAUACCUGAACUGUUAAAGCUUGCACUUAUAGCUCUAGUCCUCCCAUUACAUACAGCUGGUUGUGAGAGGGAAAUUCAGCCCUUGGAGGCAAAUGUAUCAGGAACAGUGUAG